GUGACGUCACGCAGCUUCAUUCUGUCGUGAUGUUGUUCGGCUCCGCGGAUGAGCGCAGAUCAGCGUGAUUACAGCGACGAGAAAGCGACUAAAUCAACGGAAUCCGAGAUCUGUGACAACAACAUUUACUAUGGAGUUAAAGAAAGCCAUUUCUGAAAGCGAAGCGACGAUGAAAACAUACGGCGCGCUGCAGGAGACAAACCGGAGCAGAGACAAAGGCCAGAUGGACGUGUCCAUGGCUGAAAGCUCCAUGUCUGCAGACGAGAUGGAGGCAGAAAUGGCUCGGAUUCAGCGUCUGCGGGAGGUGCUGGUGAGACGCGAAUCUGAGUUGCGCUUCAUGAUGGACGAUAUUCAGCUCUGCAAAGAUAUUAUGAAACUGAAGCAGGAGCUGAGGAAGAUAGUGGCAGUGCCAGACGCAGAGAAGACUAAGAAACAUCGUCAGAGAGAAGAGAAAUUAAUCCAGGAGAUUCAUCAGCUGGUGCAGAAGAGAGAUUUUCUGGUGGAUGAUGCCGAGGUCGAGCGUCUGAGGGAGCAGGAGGAAGAUAAAGAGAUGGCCGAGUUCCUCCGACAGAAGCUCAGCGUCAUACAGAGAGCUCCGAAGCCCAGAACGACUGAACCUCCAGCCAACAAACCCUCCAUCAGCAAGAGCAGUGCGGCCCUCAUUAAGGACUGCUGCGGAGCCACUCAGUGCGUCCUCAUGUGAAGAUCACGAGAUUCCCCAAAGCAAAUCAUACCUGAAUUUGAUGAAUAUAAGUUUGUUGACUGAGCAUUAGAAAGACGUUCAGCUCCUCUGUGAUUCUGCAGCAUGUCAGUGACUCCAGGGGGCCGCUCAGGAGCCCAAAACAUCCACACAAAAUACAAAACCCAGCUCAGAGAGAAGUAUUCGUUUAUUCUUCACCCUAAUGAUAAGAGUCACGAAGAAUGGUUCACAAGCACAAGAGAAUCACCAUCAAACAGAAACCUUAAAUAACACUGAUAUGAGUUUUUAAAAACACAUGCAUCUUAAUCCAGUCAGUGUGUAUUAGAUUCAUCUGACAGUUUACAGAUACUUCAUCUUAGACAUUAGAAAACAUAUUCCCCAUAAAGUGAUUCUGACAUUUGGGGGUUUUGUUCCCCUGUUUCUUAAAAUAAGAACAUGUUCAUGAAUACAGAAGUGGAUCAACACAACCAUGAACAGUUAUAAAUGUGCAGAAACAUAAAAACUAUGUUUGAAGUUUUAGCAUUUCUUUGCCUUUUGAAAUGUGGUGGUAUUUAAACAGGCCUGAUAAUCAGAAAUUAGACAAACUGAAUCUAAUGAAGCAGGACAUCAGCUCGUGAAUAUUCUGCAAAUAAAGUAUCUUCCUGCAGUCUGUCGCUCCUUUAUUUGGUUUUGAAAACUGCUGUUCUGAUAUUCAAGCUUUGUUCACAGCGAUUAGUUUUCCAACACAGAUGCAUCACUUAUACAGUGCUGUGGAAAGGGGUUUGAUUUUCUGCAUCUUUGCCUUUUUUUACACACUGAAUCAGUUCUUCAGCCAAACUCAUGAAUGCACAAAGAGACAAAACAUGCACAUCAAUAAAUAACUUUCUUUGGAAACACUU
This is a messenger RNA of Sinocyclocheilus grahami, 1578 nucleotides long. RefSeq lists its product as uncharacterized. The transcript has 6 exons. The record is from RefSeq and is a predicted model, not a curated record. The coding region runs from base 131 to 703 and encodes 190 amino acids. Gene Ontology annotation, cellular component: microtubule cytoskeleton. NCBI's taxonomy places the organism in Eukaryota, Metazoa, Chordata, Actinopteri, Cypriniformes, Cyprinidae. Gene Ontology annotation, biological process: negative regulation of microtubule depolymerization.